This is a messenger RNA of Teleopsis dalmanni, 1890 nucleotides long. RefSeq lists its product as uncharacterized. The transcript has a single exon. Bases 1 to 1890 code for a protein of 629 amino acids. The record is from RefSeq and is a predicted model, not a curated record. Lineage: Eukaryota; Metazoa; Arthropoda; Insecta; Diptera; Diopsidae.
AUGGCGAAACGAAGAUUCCUUUCACUUGAGCGUCGAUUAGAGCGUCAGCAGACUCUCAAAGAGGAUUAUGUUAAGUUCAUGCAAGAAUAUUUGAUGUUAGGUCAUAUGAGUCGUGUCGACAACUUUGACAAUAUCACACCGCACUAUAUAAUACCUCAUCAUUGCAUAUUGCGGCCUCAAAGUACCACAACAAAAUUACGCGUCGUAUUUGAUGCAUCUGCACGCACAUCAACGGGUCGAUCACUUAAUGAAAUCUUAAUGGUGGGACCUACAAUUCAGCAGGAUCUUAUUUUGACAUUAUUGACAUUUCGUUUACAUCGCUAUGCACUGACUGCGGAUAUAUCAAAAAUGUAUCGACAGUUUGUAGUUGAUCCAAGAGAUCGUAAUUUUCAAUUAGUUAUUUGGAGAAAUACUGUUAAUGAACCUCUGCAACUUUUUCAGCUCAACACAGUAACUUACGGAAUGUCAGCAGCACCAUUUCUGGCCAUCAGAAGCCUGACUUACCUUGCAAAUGCGUAUCAGAAGGAGAUGCCAAUUGGAGCUUCAGUUUUGAGCAAUGACUUGUAUGUUGAUGACUUGCUAACGGGAGCAGACACAAUUGAGGAGCUUUGCAUCAAAGUAUCACAAGUGACUAAGAUAGCAGCAAAUGCAGGAUUACAAUUGGCAAAAUGGAGCUCCAACCACAAAAAUUGGGUAAACUCAAGUGACGAAUACCAAAUUCUUUUAAACGAAGAUGAUAUUACCAAAACUAUCGGUUUGGCGUGGAGGCCACCAGAUGACGUUUUUUGCUUUCAAUAUAAGCAACAAGAGUCAAAGGCUGCGACCAAACGUACUAUUUUAUCAGUUGUUGCUCGAAUUUUUGAUCUUUUGGGACUAUUGAGUCCUAUUGUUAUACGGUGUAAAAUCUUGAUACAGGAAUUAUGGAUUCAUCAACUGGGUUGGGAUGAUCCAUUGCCUUCAAUUCUAAACCAAUCAUGGAUACAAAUUCAAUCUGAUUUGGAAUAUCUUAACCACAUUGAAGUACCAAGUUAUGUUUUAACAUCAUCAGCUUGCUACAGUCAGGUACACGGAUUUGCCGAUGCUUCUCAACGAGCAUUCGGAUGUUGUAUAUAUAUUCGGUCAAAUCAUAAUGGCUUUUACAAAUCCUCGUUGUUAAUAUCAAAAUCAAAAGUUGCGCCGAUCAAAGCAGUAUCGCUGCCUCGUUUAGUAUUAUGCGCUGCCGUACUUCUUUGUAAAACUUGGAACAAAAUAAAACCAAAAGUAUUACCAUUUAUUAAUGGAAUCUUUUUUUGGACAGAUUCUAAAAUAGUGUUACAUUGGAUGAAGAUGCAUUCGUCAACUUUAAAUUGUUUUGUAGCUAACCGUGUUUCUGAACUACAAGACUAUUCGCGCGGCACUACGUGGAGUUACGUCCCAAGUAAGCAAAACCCAGCUGAUACAGUAUCUCGAGGCUGUCAAGCACGCGAGCUGAAGGAUUCGAUUUGGUUUUGUGGACCAAAGUUUUUGUCGCUUCCAUUAGCAGAAUGGCCAAAAGAAACAUUGACAACUGAACUUCUAGCAAAAGACCUUGAACAACGUAAACCUACAGUCUUGAAAUGUAGCAACAGUGGUAUCGAUGAACAUAUAUUCAAUAAAAUUAUUGAUGAUUUUUCGUCAUUUCGUCGUAUUGUUCGAAUAAUAUCAUAUAUCCUUCAGAACACCAAAUUGAAUGUAACAAGCCAAACGUAUGCAAAUGUUGUUAAAUCUAACAAUAUAAACACUCAAGAGCACGUAAACUCAGCUCAGCAAAACGAUUUUCCUGAGCUUAAAUCAAUGCUCAAAACGGUUAUGGAACAAAUGAGCUCUAUGCUCAACCUCCUAACCACAUUUGUCGCUAAUACAUCCAAAUAA